AGAACUUGUGAAGUGGAGGAACCGACCGGUCGUCGUCUUACUAAACCGUUCGUUGCUUGUGACAGGUAAAGAGACAGCGUAACACCACGGUGGGAGUCAGUUCUGUUAUAGUAGGCCACGAGGCAGCAACAACUCUCGUGCUCCUGUAGACCUUGCUCGCGUACACAGCGCACGUUCGGCUUCGCUCUCUCUCCUCGUUUCAACACGCGCAAAUAUCAUACUGUUAAAAAAAAUCACGUUGUGAGCUACGGCGUUUCGAGAGAUUAAUUCCGAACGAACGGAUAUUUUGUUGGUGAAAUUGCAGAAAAAAAAAAGAAGAAAUUCGAGGCAAGAAUCGUGCGAAAACAAUUGAUGUUCAGCCAUCGCAACUUUCGUCGCACGUUUCGGAAUUGAAUAACUGGAGAAACGUGAAAUCUGGUUCCUCGCGAAUAUCCGUGCGUUCGUUAUGGAUAUGUUGGAACAUCAGUAAUAACAGCAAACUUGCGCAAGAGAAGCGAAUUUGGAGUCGGAUUUCUUUCACGGCGGAGAAAGCAGACGGCUGAUUGAGUCGACAAGUAUAAAAUAAACUGCGAUGUAGCGUUUCCUGUCUCUAUCUCAAUCAGUUCUGAACCACAAAAUAAAUAUUCACAAUGAGGAAAUCGUUCACGUUUUAAUUUUCUUACAUUGAUAACAUGACCUAGAACUAUCACCUAAGAACUAUCACUUGGAACACAUUCCUAACAAACUAGUGGCGAUCUUUCAAUGUUGCUAUACUAGAAAAACAAAUGAACCAUCGGUCUUGCAGGAAUAAACCAGAUCGAAAAAAAGAACGAUUUAUCGAUUCUUUUUUUUAAUACAUAGAAUACAUAGAAACUUUUCUUGCCGGCUUUAACGUCAAGUAAGAUAACGUCAGAAUGCACAAAUCUUCCUAAUGCGAUUUACCGUCGAAUGAUGGGUUUAUGACCAUCCACAAUGAUGGUGGACUUUUAAAGAGGUUUCCGGGAUUGUCUAGAGAAGUGAGAUGAUUGGCAAACUUCUUUUGACUCUUUGGAUAUUACGAUGGACCAGUUUUAUCGAACCCAUUGCGGGACAGGUGUUCUCGUCUUUCGAUGAAAGUUUGGACGAAAAGAACGACGCGGAAAUUUUUCGCGCUGUCGUCGAGUCAAUGAGACAAUGGAUGCUUCACAAAAGGGUUAAUCAUAGAGGAAAAAGAGAGGUGUCCAAGGUUUGCUAUGAGGACAUCGGAUGCUUCGAGGAUACUGGACCCUUCAGUUAUUUGGAGAUGCUACCGUCACCGCCAAAAGACGUCGGAACUAGAUUCAUUGUAUAUGGAAGUAGAAAAGCAAGAUCGAUCCCUAUGGAAGUACCCGCCGAUAAUAUAAAUGAUAACGUCCGCCGUGCCAUAGACCCUAAUCUUCCAACCAAAGUGAUCGUGCAUGGAUUUGGAAGCGAUUGCAACCAUUUAUGGGUUUACGAUAUGCGAUCCGCGUUAAUGAGCAUCCACGAUUGCAAUAUAGUUUGCGUGGAUUGGGGACCUGGUAGCGCUGUACCCAAUUAUGUAAGGGCAGCGGCCAAUACACGAUUAGUUGGCCGACAAUUGGCAAAAUUAAUUCGUAGUUUAAACGUGCCGCUGGAAAAAGUACAUUUGAUAGGAUUUAGUCUGGGAGCCCACGUAGCUGGAUUUGCCGGUGCUGAGCUCGGAAAUGUCUCUAGAAUUACCGGAUUGGAUCCCGCAGGGCCACUUUUCGAAUCGCAUGAUCCGAGAGUUCGUUUAGAUGCAACGGAUGCAAAUUUCGUCGAUGUUAUUCACAGCAAUGGUGAGCAGCUCAUCUUGGGUGGACUCGGCUCAUGGCAGCCUAUGGGUGACGUAGAUUAUUAUCCGAACGGUGGAAAAAUGCAAAGCGGAUGUUCGAAUAUUUUUGUUGGUGCCGUUUCUGACAUUAUUUGGUCGAGUGCGGUCGAGGGGAGAUCGUUGUGCAAUCAUCGUCGGGCGUACAAGUUCUUCACCGACUCCGUAAGUCCGAAAUGCCGAUUUCCAGCGUUCCCUUGUGAACAAGGAUAUGAUGGCUUAUUGAAGGGUGAUUGUUUCCCCUGCGGCAUGGAUGGUACUGAUCGACCUUGCGGCGACAUGGGUUAUUACAGUAACGAAUCACCUGCCAGAGGCCAGCUUUAUUUAGUAACGAGAGAUGAGGAGCCUUUUUGCGCUCAUCAAUAUCAGAUCAAGGUCUAUAAUAGUCGCAGUGAGAGAUCCACCAAGACCUAUGGCAAGCUUCAGAUUACACUUGUGGGAAAAAGUUCUUACAAUGAUACGUUUGCGAUGACUCGCAAGGAUGAAGAACUUUUGGUAGGAGCCAUUCUUCAAAAAAUCGUCGUACCGCAUCCUGCAGUCACUCAUCUCGAAGCGAUCGAAAUCAAAUACACGGCAUAUAGUGGCUGGAUAUCGUCCGGAUUGGUGUCGUGGACCAUUGACAAGGUGGCAAUAAUCGAUAGUUUCGGCAAGAUUCUCUCGGUUUGUAAGAAGGGCUUGAUUCUAGAAUCUGCUCGGUCAGUUUACCUACCCCUUUAUCCCGGCGAAUGCAACAUACCUUUGGAUACUGACAACUCCACUGUAUCUUCCUCGGUACCAAUACUCGAACACGUAGAGGUGGAGAACAGACAGGGUGGCAUAGGACCUUUUACGAAAGAGCAAAACUACGACACAAAGGAUCCUCCAAGAUACUCCAUGGAAAUUCUGCCGACAGAGAGAACGUCGCAAAGACGAAAUCUCGGUCCGUUCACGAAGGAGCAGAAUCGACGCGUCUCCGAGAUCGAGACGGUGACAUCCUUCGAGGAUGCAGAAAAGCGGCGCAACGUCGCGAAUCCGUGGAUCAUCCUGGACAUAUCCGGUGAUGGCGACUCAAACUCGCUGGAGAACGCAGAGUCAGAGCAAGGACGGAGCUUUUCCGGUGCCACGAAUCUGAUCUACCAUGCCUCGACAGUGUCGGAGCGUGUUGUUGAGACCACCGUGACCACUGUUGCGACUACUACGGAGUACUUGUCGGAGAUCAGAGAACCGGUAUUGCGUCCGAGUAAGAAAGACGCUGGUCGAUCGCUCAAGCUGCCCGAGAUCACGGAACCGAUUCUGCGUCCACGCGCUACCAGGCACAACACGCGGAACGAGGUGAUAUCACACGAGAAGCAACAUGACGAGAUACAGGAGACGUCGUCGACCUCCACGAGAGCGUUCACCGUGCAGUUUCUACCUGAGCGAUUGGCUGGUAUCCUGGCGCAAGCGGAACGAUACGCUCGACAAACUCUGUUGCCCCUGAUCUCGCAGUACACACCAAGCUUUGUGACUGGUAUACGGCACGAAGAGCCAAAGUAUUUCCCUCUUUUGAAUGAUAUAGUGCGUCCAAGAAGCAUCGAUAACACUGCAGAGAUCAGUAGGACGACUAGUCGAUCAUGGAACAGGGAUCAAAUCCUGCGGGUGGAAAUCGGUCAACGCAAGUCCGAGAAGUUCAACCUCGACGAUAAACGUUAUGAGGAAUCCUCGAGUGCUCAAACGGAGAAGAACAAAAACGAGCAUACUAUAUCGAGAGUUGAGGAAUCGCCGAUGAUAGUCGAGGCUGUGUAUCCGGAGAAGUCAGUAAGCACCAAUUCCACCAGUCUCGAGACGAAAGCAGCAAGCAAGGAUAGUGAUUGGCAACCAAUUGGUGAACCGAUUAGUGAAUCGACUUUGAAGAAUUCUCUGUCGCGAAGGGAUUCAAACGUUUCGCGAUCACUGGACUGGUCGCUCGAUCAUAGUCAUGACUGGACUUUGCAAAAGGCCAACGCAAAUGUGGAAACUGAAGUCAAACCUGACAAUGACUGGAUUCCGAUCAUGAUCAAGAGCGAUAUUAUUUCAACGACCGCGCGAAUUGCGAGUGAAUUGUCGAGUGAAGAAACAGUGACGACGACGAUCCCGACGAUGGAGAUCGAUACCGUCGACAAUUCGCAAAAAUCUACCGAAGCUAGCAUCUUCGAUGAGGCGAAAAAGGAAGCCACGAUCGCAAACACGUAUGAGAGGAAAUUCAUACCUCUAAUUGACUUCGAGGAGACGACCAGCGACCUGUCCUCGUUGACUGACAUUAACGAUGUUUCGAGUUCUACAACAGUUGCCACGCAUAUCCAGAAGAUUCCGCGAUACAAGACAACAAAAAGUGCCAGAAAUAUAAUACAUCCCACGAUGAUGUUUCCAUACGCUUAUGAGCGAAAAAAUGAUCCCAGAACGAGAUAUAUACCGCUGAUCCCAGAAGAGGAUAUGGGCAGAGCCUAUCCGAUGCUCGAAAGGGAUCGUUAAUAUUACGUAUACUAAAAAAUGAUUUAAAAAUGAGACUCAAGUUUUUUUUUAAUUAAAAUAUUCGCAAAAUGCAAGAUCAUAUCUUCUAAAACACCUUAUUUGACAUUAUUUAUUAAGAUUGUAAAACAAACUUUAUAUUUCUUCGGUAAAAUUCGGAAUUUAUUUCUAUAAGGUCUCUUUGUUUAUAUAUUGUAAAAACAUCAAAAAUUCAGAAACUUAUGGGAUUACCGGCAUCAUGUUAGUGAACGAAAGAUAAAUAACUUAGGAUUGUUUUAAUUAGAUAAGAAUGUUUCCAUGAUUCGGAUUUCUAAAAAUCUAAGGAAAACUAUCUGUUAUUUCGGGAAUGAAUAAAAUUGUGAAUUCCCAAUA
This is a messenger RNA of Atta colombica, 4666 nucleotides long. RefSeq lists its product as uncharacterized. The record is from RefSeq and is a predicted model, not a curated record. The transcript is spliced from 8 exons. Bases 1001 to 4297 code for a protein of 1098 amino acids. Gene Ontology annotation, molecular function: lipase activity. Lineage: Eukaryota; Metazoa; Arthropoda; Insecta; Hymenoptera; Formicidae. Gene Ontology annotation, biological process: lipid metabolic process.